AUGGCGACUACCAUUGGUCCCGACAUGCCUCACGAUGGUCGUGUCCACAACCCACGCCAUCUUUCGAUUCCUAUUCAUGGAGGCAACCUAGUCCUCGGAGACCCUCUGGACACGCCCGAGUUGUCUCCUCGCUCCCACGCCCCACCACCAAACCCGCCAUUCGUUUUCCCGCCGAGGCCAAUGUCUGCUUCCGCACCAUCCUCAUACUCCCGCGCCACCGGCAGGCGGCCGAGGUCUGCAAUCGAGCCAGGCCUGGCCGCGCUCAGCGCCAACAGUAGCGACGACACACCAUCACAGGGCUCGUCCGCCCUACCCGCAUUCUCGUUCAACCCUGGCGCAAGCCUCGCCUCGACAACCGCCACACUUCUGCCCGCCCACGACUGCCUAACCGCCCCGUCUCCUCAGCAGUCGCCGCGGCCCUCUCCCGCGAGAGGGACUCAUAGGCGUGGAGGAAGUGAGUUUGUUGGUGGUGAAUACCGAUCCGGCAACGCGAGAAUGGAGGUCUUGAGCUCGAGUCCAACAAAAUCAGGAAGCGCGACCACCUCGCCCCAACUGCGACCAGUCGAGCCAACCCGGCGAGGGCCUGCUCAUCGCCAUGCCCACCGUCGGUCUGCGGCCAUGUCCAGUCAUGACCUCAGCAGCAUAACCGGGCUUAAUCUCCCCAAGAACUCGAGUGAUGUCUCCCGGGGAAGCAGUGCCCCGUCGAGCCCAUCUGGGCCAGAGCUUAACAAACAUUUCUCAUUCCCCAUUCUACGUCCUGAUGAUAUCACACAAGAAGCAGAAGACACAGUUGGUGGCAACAGGCCCCAAAGUGCAGGACUGGACCCAACUCAAGGCUUCCCCAGGCUCGCCGCCGCGCCAACCCAGAGGAAGUCGUUUAGCAGGGCCAGAGUCGGCUUUUCGGAUACCCUCGAGUUCAUACCGCGGCCACUUUCCCUUGUCUCCAGCGACACCUCGAGUACCGUGACAGUCCGGCCUGAGAAGGAUGAAUCUCUGGCGCCUCUUGAGGCCACCCCAUCACAAGUCGCCGAGUCUGAAUCCAGACCGAGCACGGCUGGUCCGGUGCUUGAGAGCACACCGACGUCUCCACAGGAAGGCGCGUCCCGCACUGGUCCAAAGAGGCGAGGUUCUCUGCCCCUGCUUUCUGGAAUCCCCCUUCCCUCGCCUGACAACUCAGCGUCUCCUGAUCCUAGCCCGACAAAGAUCGCAAAGAGAUGGUCUUUCUUCGGACUCGAUCAAUUCUCUGGAUCCCAUUCACCGUCAAAAUCUCGGCCUGUCAGCCUAAACUCCUGCGAGGUUUCAAGGACAGAUUUGCCUUUGUCGAUACCUUACGAGGAAGUGGCAACGGCAGAAGGCGCGGCGCCAAGGGCGAGCAAGAAGUCGAGCAAGAAACAGAAGAAGGUUAAGACCUGGGCAGGCUCAAUACUAACCAAGAGGCCAAAGGGUCGCCGAAGCAAGAGCAAGAAAGCCAGUCGCCGGGGUCCAACGCCUCCGCCAAGCCGUCCAGGGUACGAGGAUGAGGAAGACACGGCCUCAGAUUCUGCGGAUACAAAGAGCGAGCCGUCGAUGCCCACUGUGAUGAUAGAAGAGCUGGACCAGGACCAGGAAGGAACGGAGGCUUGGAAGCCACCCAGACCUGUUACGGAGGAAGACACAUCCUACCCUGUGAUCGACCUUGAUGCGGCGCUGGGGCCUUUCAACACUCCUUUGCCACGAAAUCCGGAAUGGGAAGCAGCCCAGAAAGCUGGUGGGCUGGCGAAACGGCAACUGCACAGUGCUGCGGGGCUGAGUAGGUUCACUGGACCCGGAAUGCAUUACGCUCACCACCAGCGAGCUCAGAGCUCCCCUGAGAUGCCUCCAUUUGAGUUUCGCCGCGGAAUCCACCGAUUCGGUAGCAGCUCCACGAUGGCAGAUGUCUUUGAGGAAGAGGAGGAAUAUUACGAGGACUCCGACAACUCUGGCUCGUCAACACCCCAACCCGAGUCGACCGGCCCCAAGGACAGCGAGACUUCGAGUGUCAGUGGCUUUUUCUCAGCACGCAGCUCGGCGGAGAGAUUAGGAGCAGACGGUCGAAGCUCCGAUGCUUCGCUUGUAGCCAAGCGGAAGGCCAGCGAUCCCGAAGAUGGCAGGUCUCAACGCACGGCAAGCAUGAAGUCAAGAACUUCGCUGAGUUCUCUGCAAGAGCAAGUAAUCGAAGAAGAACCCCCUGCUCUUCCAACACAAUUCAGGACCGUGGAAUUUGGACGCCCGGCGCAGAUCAAAGCUCCGGAUUCGCCCAUGUCUUCGCCAGUUAGCCCAAGAGCUCCAAUGGACGGCAGCUCGUCUUCACACACGACUUCGUCCUCCCUGGCGCCAGUCAGCCCUUACUCGUCGGUCACCCAGUCGUCCUCUUUCCCAUCGCCGCGUUCGCCUGUUUCGUGCGAUGCGAACAUCAUCUCCACCGCACCAUCGUCAGUGACAGACGAUAGCUUCCAGUCACUGCUCAUGGGAGAGCCUGGUCCUGAAGUUCGAAAAUCCAUGGAUGUCCCCUCCAUUUCCAGCAGCCACUCCAACCAGCCGAGAGACAGUCUGUUCGCUCAACAGGCCGCCUACAUGAACCGCCCUCCAGCACCUGGCGAGCGCCCGGCAUCUUUCAGUGCGAUGGCAUUUGGUGGCCGACGAGGCAGCCUGGCGAGCCUUGGCCGUCUGAUCAGCAGCUCCCAUGGGGAGCGCAGCAAGCUGUCGACGGAAGUCUUCAGCGGCGAGUCCGAGAAGAAGCUGAAGGGCAGCAAGUCCAGGCGGUUCAGCAAGAUGAUGCAGUUCUGGAAGCCGAAAGAGAACGCACAGGCAUGA
This is a messenger RNA of Diaporthe citri, 2832 nucleotides long. RefSeq lists its product as uncharacterized. NCBI's taxonomy places the organism in Eukaryota, Fungi, Ascomycota, Sordariomycetes, Diaporthales, Diaporthaceae. The transcript is spliced from 2 exons. The record is from RefSeq and is a predicted model, not a curated record. The coding region runs from base 1 to 2832 and encodes 943 amino acids.